This is a messenger RNA of Orycteropus afer afer, 792 nucleotides long. RefSeq names its product granzyme M (gene GZMM). NCBI's taxonomy places the organism in Eukaryota, Metazoa, Chordata, Mammalia, Tubulidentata, Orycteropodidae. The coding region runs from base 1 to 792 and encodes 263 amino acids. Gene Ontology annotation, molecular function: serine-type endopeptidase activity. The record is from RefSeq and is a predicted model, not a curated record. The transcript is spliced from 5 exons. Gene Ontology annotation, biological process: proteolysis.
AUGGAGCAGCGCCUGUUCCUACUGCUUACGCUAGCCCUGGGGGCCCUGGCGGCAGGCCACACGUUCCAGGCCCAGAUCAUUGGGGGUCGUGAAGCUGCCCCCCACUCCCGGCCGUACAUGGCCUCGCUACAGAAGGCCGGCACCCACCUGUGCGGGGGGGUCCUGGUGCACCCGAGGUGGGUGCUGACAGCUGCCCACUGCCUGGCCCAGCCGAGGAAGCUACUGAGGCUGGUGCUGGGCCUCCAUGCCAUACACGACCCUGACGACCCUGGCCUGCCCUUCCUCAUCAAGAUGGCUGUCCUCCACCCCGACUACAAGGCGGCCCCCGCCCUGCAGAAUGACCUCGCGCUACUUAAGCUGGAUGGCAAAGUGAAGCCCAGCAAGACCGUGCAGCCCCUGCCGCUGCCACGAGGGUCCCGGGCAGUGCCGGUGGGGGCACGCUGCAGCGUGGCGGGCUGGGGGCUGACCCAGGCCAGGCGGCUGGCCCGGGCGCUGCGGGAGCUGGACGUGCGCGUGCUGGACGCCCGCAUGUGCAACAACAGCCGCUUCUGGAGCGGGGCCAUCGCCCCUCACAUGUUCUGCCUCUCGGCCGAAGCCCAGCACCAGGCCCCCUGCAAGGGUGACUCUGGAGGGCCCCUGGUGUGCGACAGAGGCUCAGUGGCCGGCAUCCUGUCCUUCAGCUCCAAGGCCUGCACUGACACAUUCAAGCCUCCUGUGGCCACUGCCGUGGCGCCCUACGUGUCCUGGAUCAAGAAGGUCAUUGGCCGCUGGCGGUCGCCGCCUCAGACCUAA